UUCCUUUUCCACAUCCAGCGCACAGAAUGGCACCCAAGAAGGGCGAGAAGAAGAAGGGCCGCUCGGCCAUCAAUGAAGUGGUGACCCGUGAAUACACCAUCAACAUCCACAAGCGCAUCCACGGCAUCUCCUUCAAGAGGAGAGCUCCUCGCGCCCUGAAGGAGAUCCGCAAGUUCGCAGUGAAGGAGAUGGGCACUCCUGAUGUCCGCAUCGAUACACGCCUCAACAAGGCCGUGUGGGCCAAAGGAGUGAGGAAUGUGCCGUACCGCAUGCGUGUGCGUCUGUCCCGGAAACGCAAUGAGGAUGAGGAUUCCCCAAACAAGCUCUACACCCUCGUCACAUACGUCCCCGUCACCACCUACAAAGGUCUGCAGACAGUAAAUGUGGAUGAAAAUUAAGCUUUUCUUCAUGCUUGUUGGAAUAAAGAGAUAAAGGGUUGCUCUGUGUUGUACAUGUUCUUUAAUUGCUCCGUGUUGACAUGCGGACGUAAACAAACAACAUCAUGAAGAUGUGUGAACAUCAGCUAAUGCUACAUAAAGAUCAGGACGGCUCUGACGAUUGAUUUAAUGCUUCAUCUGGAUAAGCGGUGUGUGUAACAGUGAGGAAUUAACCCUUGUGUGCUGCUGGGUCGUUUUCACCCACUCUGGGCUGAUUUUGAGGCUUAAUUUGGUCUCCUCUUUCUCUCUGUGUCAGCAAACGGAAAGAGCUUCGGUCACAAAUCUUAUUUUGACACAUAUUUUGGGAAAAUGUUUUGAGAAUCGACACACUCUGUUCAGAUUGACUCCUCUUUACUGAUGCUGCUGCUGAUUCUGCCCCAUGAUAAUCACAUUUAUUGAUUGUGAAGCCAUGACCGCAGAUAGUCCUGCAUUCCUGACUGUUGCUGGUUUUCCCUGUUGAAAUGUCUGAGAAGCUCAAAAUAAUCCUGAUAUCUUAGAACAGUGUAUUUCUGCACACAUGCGCUAUAAUCUGCCGUCAUGGCGUCACAAUCAAUAAAUGUGAUUAUAUUGGAAGUCAAUGGGGUAAAAGCAGCACCAACAUCACCAAAGGAGAGUCAGUCUGAACACACAAGGGUUAAAGAUGGUCCCUUUGGCUUUCACACUGGCACAAUCAGCAGAAUCCCAUAUGGCUCGCUGUAUAAGGCACUUCUACAUCUAGAGAUGCAGCAUGUUUGGUAGAAUUAAGAGACGUAACAUUACAUAUAAAGAUUAAAGCUGCAUCCUCUCCAGCA
Messenger RNA from Danio rerio (zebrafish), 1228 nucleotides. It is a transcript of the gene rpl31, whose product is annotated as ribosomal protein L31. NCBI's taxonomy places the organism in Eukaryota, Metazoa, Chordata, Actinopteri, Cypriniformes, Danionidae. Gene Ontology annotation, biological process: translation. The record is from RefSeq and is marked validated. Gene Ontology annotation, cellular component: ribosome. Gene Ontology annotation, molecular function: structural constituent of ribosome.